AAUAAACAAUGUCGGACAAAAUAGUUUGUCCAGUGUGUUCUCAGCUUUAUAGUUCGUCGUUGAUAUCUGACCAUGUCAACUCUUGUCUAAAUAGUGAUUCAGAUAAACAAGUAGGAAGUGCAGGCAAAAAGAGAAGAACUUCUGACUGGGAUUUCCUAACGAAACCCGCAAAAAUUAAAAUUAGCUCGACUUCAACAGCUGAUCAUGAUACUUCCAGCAGCAGGUUUACGAAAACUUCAACAAAACAUGCAGCAGGUGUGUCACCAAAGAAUGCAAAGAUAAAUAACAAUAGUGACGUUAUUACAAUUGAUUGUACAGAGGAGGCUGAUCAGGGAGUCUCUAAGUCAUCUAACCCUGUACCUCAGGGAGUGGUAUCUAAAGGUGUCACAAGUAAUGUCCCCCUGGCUGAGAGAAUGCGACCACAGAAGUUUGAAGACUAUGUCGGUCAGGAUCAGGCAGUUGGUAGAAAAAGUUUGCUGCAUACCUUAUUAAGUCAAGGGGAGAGAAUACCUUCCAUGAUAUUGUGGGGGCCCCCAGGCUGUGGGAAGACCACCCUAGCAAAAAUUGUAGCCCAGAAAUGUAAAGAUGUUGGCAACAUCAAGUUUGUGGCCAUGUCAGCAACAUCAGCUGGCAUCAGUGAUGUCAAGGAGUUGGCCAAAGUGGCCAAGAAUGACCUGAAAAUGCUGCGGAGAAAAACUGUUUUGUUUCUGGAUGAAAUUCACAGAUUUAACAAAACACAACAGGAUGCUCUGCUGCCCCAUGUUGAAGAUGGUACGAUCACCCUUAUAGGUGCCACCACAGAAAACCCAUCAUUUCAUGUCAACAGUGCGCUUCUCAGUCGCUGUCGUGUUAUAACUUUAGAGAAGUUAAAGAUCGAUGACAUCAAGGCUAUAAUUAAACGUGCCUUGCCUCAACUUGGGAUAACAGUUGUAGAAAAGAUGGAAGGCAUUGAUGUGAAACAAAACAGUUUUGGCAGUUCCCCAGAUGUUUACAUAGAAGAGGCAGCCAUAGAGGUACUGGCAGGGCUGGUGGAUGGGGAUGCCAGAUGUGCACUCAAUGGACUCCAGUUGGCGUUUGAGGGGAGUCUGGCAGGACAGGGUCCACACAAGGCUGCUUGUAUUAGCAUUGAUGUGAUCAAAGAAGCUUUACAGCGCUCUCAUGUGCUGUAUGACAAGAAUGGUGAAGAACAUUACAAUAUUGUGUCUGCUCUCAUCAAAUCAAUGCGCGGGUCUGAUGCUAGUGCUGCCCUCUACUGGAUGAUGAGGAUGAUAGAAGGGGGAGAGAACCCUCUCUUUGUGGCACGCAGGCUGGUCAUCUUUGCUAGUGAGGAUGUUGGCCUGGCUGACCCUCUAGCACUGACCCAGGCAGUGGCCACUCACCAGGCCUGUCAUCUGAUUGGCAUGCCAGAGUGUGUUCUAAACCUAACACAGUGUGUCAUCUACCUGUCAAGAGCACCCAAGUCCAACCAAGUGAUGACAGCCAUGGAGGCCGCCCGCGCCUGUGUCAGAAAUCAUGAAGGUUCUCUGCCCUCGGUACCCCUACACCUGCGUAAUGCUCCAACUAAGCUGACCAAGACACUGGGAUAUGGGAAAGGCUAUAAAUACCCCCCUUCCCACAGUGGACCCAUUGAACAGGAAUAUUUUCCACCUUCAUUGGUUGGGACCAAUUUUUUUUCUUGAAGAAAGAAUCUGACAUGCAGUUGUUAGUGAUGUCUACUUGUGUAUACUGUGAUCUGAUACACCACCUUCUGUAGACAUGGAUAAACUCUACAGCAUAGGAUGGCUAAGUUUUGUACAAGUUGCUGAUGUGGACAAGUUUAUGUUCUGGACAAGUUCUGUACAAGUUGCUGAUGUGGACAAGUUUAUGUUCUGUACA
Messenger RNA from Physella acuta, 1875 nucleotides. RefSeq names its product ATPase WRNIP1. NCBI's taxonomy places the organism in Eukaryota, Metazoa, Mollusca, Gastropoda, Physidae. Gene Ontology annotation, molecular function: DNA binding; ATP binding; ATP hydrolysis activity. Gene Ontology annotation, cellular component: nucleus. The record is from RefSeq and is a predicted model, not a curated record. Gene Ontology annotation, biological process: DNA synthesis involved in DNA repair; DNA repair; DNA-templated DNA replication.